AUGACCAAAGAUAUUCAUCAGGAAUUCAUACAGGUUUUAGAGUUCAUCAAUGCUCCGGAUCUUGAUCAUGGAAAUGCGUUAAAUAAUCCAGCUCUUCCAAAACUGCUUAAUCUGCUAGCCUCUGCUUCGUUGCUCAAGAUCGAUUCAAAAACAACAAUUCUAUCCACUCUAGUCUUGCUCCAAAAUGCCAUCAGCACCAACGCAAACGACUUUUAUGGGGACAAUGCUUGGGAUAUUGCAGCGAAUCUGGCUGGGUUCAUCAAGGAUUGGCAGGUUGGUCGUACACAAGAUUGUUCCACUACAGUAGUCGACGGUCUUGACAAAACACCAUCUUUGAUUUAUGAAGAUGGUGUUGUUGUUGUUGUGCAGUCUUUGUUGGAGUGUCUUGCGUCGAUUGGACAUCCUCGAGAUAUGUUUCUGUUUGCAUGCGAGUUUCUUCAUGUUCUUACCAGAGAAAAAGAAUGUGUAUUGUCUGCCAAUGAGUCUGUAUGCAGAUUUAUUCUAUAUUUUAAAUUUAUGCUUUCCGUUUUGGAUCAAAUUCAGAUACCUCGAAAGGCAUCGAUGAUUGUAGAUGCUAUCGCAAUAUAUCAUGACAGUCUGGCUUUGAUCCCACCACUUGAAUCAAACAAAGAUUUAUUUGAAAAGACUGCUGCAACUUUUAUUUUAUAUUUCAAGUCUCUUUCCAAAUACGCUGAUUACAAGGAAAUUGCUCCCCUGUUGAUAUCAGUAGCAUCAGAUAUGGCAGAAACAUUUUUUGCAAACCUUUCAAUAUCUUCAUCCAUCAUGAUUGAUAAUGCUCAGUUAUUUUUGCGAGAAUGUCAAUUUCUUGAAAUACAUAUUACCGGCACCUUGAAUCACACACUCGGAAACGCAAUUAUCUUGUCACUCUAUUUUCAUCCACUGCUUAUAGACGUGCAUAUGCCUUGGGUUCUAAGGCGUCCGUGGAUUUUUAAUCAUCAUAUAGAUCACAUUUGUUUACUAUUAGAAAGAAAGCAUCAAACACAAAUACUACAGGGCUUAUCGAUUCUCGAGUUUGUGAUAGUUGGACUGACUUGUGAUUCUGUGACGUUGAGCAUGUAUGAUGAUGUUAAUCCUCAAAACGGGUCUGUUUCUUGUCACCAACAAAUUGUCAAGGCAAUGAUUGCUGCAAUUGCUGGAGCGCCUAGCCAGCAGCUAUCACAGCGAGUUUUUGGUGUAUUAAAGAAUGUAAUGGCUGCAUAUACAGACGAGGUUAAAAGCAGGAUACUUUUAUUGAUGAUCAUGGAUUCAGAAAUGCCUUCGAUGAUUGUUGCAGGAAUUACAAUUUUAAAAGAAUGCAUUCAUAAAGCCAAACAAAAAGGCUUGGAUAAGAGGAUCUUGACAACUAAACCUUUUAAUUUAAUGAUUUGCUGCUGGUAUUGUGUAAUUAUAUAUCCUGACCUGACCCACAUUCAAAAGACAUCAUGUUUUGCAUCAGGUCAAAUCACUGAUACUUUUUUAGAAGUACUGCUUGAUGGCAAGUCUAUAGUCUACCGUAAUCGUAUCAUACACCCAGACACUACCAUUUUUGAAAACACCGAUUUGUUUUUUGAGCGCUAUGCAAUUCUUAUGCAUGCACUGAACCUGUACUUGUAUUUGCUGAUACGCGAAAAAUCAGAUACGAAUCGUAUGGGUGUAUGGGAUAGUGUCCAUAUCCAAUCUGUAUAUCUCAAGCUGAUUUCGCCAGCACAAAAGGUUGUAAAUCAAGCAAUCGCGGAUUCCGAAUUGGAUAUAAAUAGGCAGCUUGAGGAUAUAGAUAGUAAAGCCGAUCAAGAGCCCAGAAACAAUUGCAAGCCUUGUGGCACAAAAAUCGAUCCUGUUAUAAUGGACAGACUGAUGAGCAUGCAACUUUUAGGAAAUGUUCUUGAUCGGAUUAAAGAAUGCAUUGAAACUCAAAUUCAAGACUGA
Batrachochytrium dendrobatidis JAM81 is the source of this 1926-nucleotide messenger RNA. RefSeq lists its product as uncharacterized. Lineage: Eukaryota; Fungi; Chytridiomycota; Chytridiomycetes; Rhizophydiales. Gene Ontology annotation, molecular function: ubiquitin-protein transferase inhibitor activity. The transcript has 9 exons. The coding region runs from base 1 to 1926 and encodes 641 amino acids. Gene Ontology annotation, cellular component: cytoplasm. The record is from RefSeq and is a predicted model, not a curated record.